Messenger RNA from Rosa chinensis, 2337 nucleotides. RefSeq lists its product as uncharacterized. Lineage: Eukaryota; Viridiplantae; Streptophyta; Magnoliopsida; Rosales; Rosaceae. Bases 1 to 2337 code for a protein of 778 amino acids. Gene Ontology annotation, molecular function: RNA-DNA hybrid ribonuclease activity; nucleic acid binding. The transcript has 2 exons. The record is from RefSeq and is a predicted model, not a curated record.
AUGCCUGGUCUUGACCCAAAGGUAGCGGUUCAUCAUCUCGCAGUUAAACCUGAGGCUCGACCGAUAAAGCAAACACAACGACGCUUUCGGACAGAACUCCUUCCUCAAAUUGAAGCUGAAGUUGAUAAGUUGAUUGCUGCAGGUUUCAUUAGAGAGGUUCAAUAUCCUAAGUGGAUUGCAAACAUUGUUCCUGUCAAGAAGAAGAACGGACAACUCCGUGUAUGCGUGAACUUCCGCGACUUAAAUGACGCGUGUCCGAAAGAUGACUUCCCUUUGCCCAUCAUUGAACUCAUGGUGGAUGCAACAACAGGGCAUGAAGCUUUUUCCUUCAUGGAUGGGUCAUCUGGCUACAAUCAAAUCAGGAUGACCUUAGAAGAUGAAGAGCUUACUGCGUUCCGUACUCCCAAAGGCAUUUAUUGCUACAAAGUCAUGCCAUUCGGGUUGAAAAAUGCUGGUGCAACAUAUCAACGUGCUAUGCAGAAAAUCUUCGGAGACAUGCUUCACAAGUACGUGGAAUGUUAUGUCGACGAUUUAGUGGUCAAGUCAAAAAGGAAGACGGAUCACUUCCAAGACCUAAGAAGGGUGUUUGAUAGACUACGCAAGUACCAGCUCAAGAUGAACCCCCUCAAAUGUGCUUUUGGAGUUAGUUCAGGCAAGUUUCUUGGAUUCAUUGUGAAACAUCGUGGCAUUGAAGUGGACCAGUCAAAGAUUAAGGCCAUUCAAGACAUGCCUGAGCCAAGAAAUCUGCGCGAGUUAAAAAGUCUCCAAGGUCGGCUUGCCUUUAUUAGACGGUUUAUAUCAAACCUCGCAGUGUUAGGUGCACCCAUCCUUGGGAAGCCACUUAUCCUCUACAUUGCUGCUCAAGAGCGAUCACUCGGGGCACUUCUAGCUCAAGAAAAUGAAGCAAAGAAGGAGAGGGCGUUGUAUUACUUGAGUCGAACUCUCACAGGACCGGAACUAAACUAUCCGCCGAGAGAGAAAAUCUGUCUCGCGCUUGUCUUCGCCAUCCAAAAGUUAAGACAUUACAUGCAAGCUUACACAGUGCAUCUAGUGGCGCGAGCUGACCCAGUCAAGUUCAUUAUGUCACAACCCGUCUUGACAGGGCGAAUGGCAAAAUGGGCACUACUCCUCAAUCAGUAUGAGAUCAUCUACAUACUGGCCAAAGCAGUUAAAGGACAAGCAUUGGCUGACUUCCUAGCGGAUCAUCCUAUUCCUGCAGAUUGGGAGAUUUCAGAUGAGUUGCCAGAUGAAGAAGUCUUUAAUACAGAGGUCCUCCCUGCUUGGCAAAUGUUCUUCGAUGGGUCUUCACGAGCAGAUGGGGCAGGAGCUGGUGUGGUCUUCAUUUCUCCGCAAAGGCAGAUAUUGCCUUAUGCCUUUACUCUUGGUGAGUUAUGUUCCACUAAUGUUGCUGAGUACCAAGCGCUAAUUAUGGGACUACAAACCGCAAAUGAAAUGAAAAUCUCAAAUCUAGAGGUGUAUGGAGACUCGAAGUUGGUAGUUGAUCAAUUACUAACUCUCUAUGAAGUGAAGAAAGAGGAUUUAGUUCCUUAUUUUCAGCUCGCCACACAACUCUUAAAGGGUUUUGAUGCUGUCACAUUAACGCACGUGCCAAGAAAAGAAAAUCAAACAGCAGAUGCUUUGGCCAACUUAGCAGCAACUUUGGCAUUGUCAGAGGAUGAAAUCAUACACCUUCCAAUCUGCCAACGAUGGGUCGUACCAACAAUCUCUGAGCUUUGGCAUGAAUACUCCAAUGUUGUCUCUGUUUACGUGAUUGAUGUGGAUGACUGGAGGUACCCAUUGAUUGAUUACCUUGAGCGACAUAAGUUGUCAGAUGACCCAAAGCAACGCUCGGACAUAAGACGACGAGUAUCACGCUUCUUCUACUAUAAGGAGACUCUUUAUCGACGAUCAUUCGAUGGAUUGCUUCUUAGAUGUCUGGGGAAAGAGGAAGCUGCUAAGGCUAUGGAGGAAGCUCAUUUAGGAGUAUGCGGAGCUCACCAGUCAGGUCCUAAGCUCCAUUUUCAAGUAAAGAGGAUGGGUUACUAUUGGCCCAGUAUGGUUAAAGAUUGCAUGGAGUAUGCACAAAGGUGUCAAGCUUGCCAGUUUCAUGCAAACUUCAUCCAUCAACCACCAGAGCCGUUGCAUCCAACGAUUUCUUCCUACCCCUUCGAUGUGUGGGGACUUGAUGCUGUUGGGCCCAUAACUCCGAAAUCCUCCGCCAGUCACUCAUACAUUCUAACGGCUACGGAUUCCUUUUCAAAGUGGGCAGAGGCAGUACCGCUUAAAGAAAUAAAGAAAGAAAAUGUUGUAGACUUCAUCAAAGGGAAUAUCAUUUAA